UAAAAAGGCUUCUUCUUCUUCCAUUUUCGAGCUCCAAAGGUCUUAGAGAGAGAGAAACUUCAAAUCUUCAUAUCUUCUUCAUUUUAGCUCCAAAUUGAGCUCUCAGUCGUGGACUUGAACGCAGAAUGCUCGGCUGUGGUUCUGAGGUCAAUACCCGAAAAGCUAAAGGAUCCAGAUGUAUGGAGGAGGUGACGACCCCAUCUUUGAGGAUACACCACUAGGAAGGGAAGAUCCGCCGCCUCGACCCGAUAUCCCCUUUGCCACUAUUGCAGACCGGAGACGCUUUCAGGUAUGGGGACAGUACCGCACUCUCCUAGCUCCCAUGAUCUUAGACCAGGCGAUGCUCGAGGCGUGGGGAUACUGGAGUGAUAUUGAUGCUCUGCUGGGAGACUCUUUGUGGCGGAGGAUUCUACUCAUACAGGAGAGGGCCAGUCUCCCGUUGACGAUGGAGUUCUUGUGCUCUCUACAGUUCACUCACUAUGGCCAGACUGUGCAGGAGGGUUCUGUCAUUGGGUCGGAGACUCAGAUGAGAUUCACUAUUAGGGGCAUUGAGCACUCCAUCUCUGUGGCUGAGCUCGGAUGGAGGAGGGGGCUCUAUGCUCCGGCUUACACCCAGACUGAGGAGUUCCGUACUCUCUCGACCCGUCUACCUGAGGCUUUUGACAUUGAGGAGUUCUGGCGCCGACACUCCACAGACACUAGGUCGUUUCUCCGGCAGCAUCCCCAUUCGAACAAAUGGAGAGAGACUCACUGGUAUAUACUCUCAUUUGUACUCUCCUGUGGUCUUUUUGGGCGACCUCAUAACACAAACAGGGUGUCCAAAAAGGACAUUUUAUUCUUUUGGAGUCUGGUUCACCGUACCCCGGUGAAUAUGGCGGUCCUUAUGGCUCGUUUCUUCCGGAGCCAGGGGAAGACUGUCCGCCGCACUAUCCAGGCAGGACCUUUUGUCACCACUCUCGUUCGAUCAUUCUAUCCUACCCUAGACAUUCCAGGGCUACUACAUCUACAGGAUAGCAUCCGCGUUCUUCGUUCUUCUUCCUUUGGCAACAUGAAGAUCAAGAAGAAACGGAGUAUUCAGGAGCUCCCAGGCACCGAGCAGAGUGGUUCCUCUCGACCCCCACCGCACAGGAGAUAUAGUGAGCCCUCCUCAGACAUGCCCAGUGCAUCAGAUUGGAGGGCGAUGAUAGACGGGAUGAGGAGUCUACAGACCUCAGUCUCAGAGAUGCGGGUUGCACAGGACAGAGGAUUUCAGGAGAUGCGAGAGGCGCAUACAGCGGUCCUGGGGGAAUUCAGAGAUUUCUGACGGGUGCAGGAGGACGCCUACAGGGAUAUUCAGGAGCAGUUAGAGACCCAGAGGCUAGAUAUUGAUGAGAUGCGAGACUGGCUUAGGCCCAACUAUGGCCCCCAGGAUGGCACAGGCGAUGUUUAGAUUUGCUUCUUCCUUAACAUUUUUAUUAUGUUUGUUUGUUCUUCAGGUUGGACAUUGCGCUGCUCUUUUGGCUUGAAUGCUCUUACAACUGACUAUGGAUGAUGUAAGGAUUUUUAAAACCAUUUUACUCCUGUUUCAUUAUUCCUCUUCACAAAAUCUUUUUAAAUCUUAAGUGUGAGGAAAGAACCAAAAAAAAAAUGUGCCUUUAUUUCCCAAUUUUGUGCCUCAAAAGAAGACCUCGAGGGCGAGGUCUAGCUCAAGUGUGAGGAGGUUGCAUUUUACACUCAAAAGUUAAAACCUUGUUUUAGAACAAUCUUUUUACUAUUUUUGAUAUGAAACAUUAAUUUCUCAAUUUGUUAUCAAUCACAUAAAUAGCUUAGAUA
Molecule: messenger RNA, 1812 nt
Organism: Cuscuta epithymum
Lineage: Eukaryota; Viridiplantae; Streptophyta; Magnoliopsida; Solanales; Convolvulaceae
Source: the annotation of a GenBank genome assembly